Messenger RNA from Chlorella variabilis, 1746 nucleotides. RefSeq lists its product as hypothetical. Lineage: Eukaryota; Viridiplantae; Chlorophyta; Trebouxiophyceae; Chlorellales; Chlorellaceae. Bases 1 to 1746 code for a protein of 581 amino acids. The transcript is spliced from 11 exons. The record is from RefSeq and is a predicted model, not a curated record.
AUGGCCGACUGCCCGCCUCCGCCCGCGCACAAGGCCUGCCCAGCAGCAAAGGCCUGCCCGCCGCUAGUCUCCUGUCCUCCUGAAAAGGAGUGCCCGGACACCAGGGCUUGCGCUCCCUGCACUACGGCGGACACCCUCUCGGAUGCGGACAGCAAGGGCGGCAGUGUGGCAGCUGGCACCGGCUCCAGCGCGGCACUGGUCGACUGGGCACGGCGGCUGGCGGUGCCCUGGGGGCCGCUACUCACACAACGCGAGGCGCAACGUGCCCUGUGCUACGGCAGCGGCAAGCGGCUGCAGGAGGUGGCCGCUAAGUUGAUGGCCGGCAAGCCAAUCAAGGUCUUCACACUGGGGGCCAGUGUGACGCGGGGUAUUGGAACUACCGACCGGCAGUACAGCUAUGCCAGCCGGUUCUUCCAGUACAUCAACGCCACCUUCCCCCACAGGAAGCACACCUUCAUCAACCGCGGCAUCGGCGGCACCAGCUCUGCCAUCUACUCUGUCUGUGCGGAGCACAUGGUGCAUGAGGAUGCCGACCUGGUGGUGCUGGAGUUCAGUGCCAACGACCAGCGGGACGUGCCCUACUCCCACCCGGAGCGCAAGGGCUACGAGCAGCUCAUCCGCAAGCUGCUGAAGAUGCCGGGGAGGCCUGCGCUGAUCCAGCUUCACCACUAUGCCUGGUGGCACGCGGUGGGCGACGGGGUGGAGGACGGCGGCCUGUUCUACUACCCCGCAGCUGAGGCACAGCUGGGCGUGUUUGCGCAGUAUUACGACUUCCCAUCCCUGUCGGUCAGGGCAGCAAUGUGGCACCUGAUGCGUGCCCGGGUAGAUCAGUUUCAUCCGGAUGCGACGCGGCUGGGCGCCACCGCCUCUCCCACCAACGUCACCAUCCCUGGCGCCGAGCCCGGAACCGAAAAGGCGUACUGGUAUCGUGACAGGACGCACCCCGGGGACGAGGGCCACGGCAUGCUGGCAGAGCUGCUGGCCCACGUGCUGGCACAGGCUGUGAUAGAGGUGGUGGCCCCGCGGCCACGCCUGCACCUGGCGGCACGAGACGCCGACCUGUCUGCAGCGCAGGACGACGACGGCCUGCCGCUGCCCAUGAUCCCGGGCAACGCGGCCACGCCCACCACGCUGUGUGCGAUAGAGGAGGACUUUGAGGGCGUGGUGUCGGCACAUGCGGGCGACUUCAGCUACAAGCCUGAGAAGAGGAAGGGCAAGAACUUUGUGGAGCAGAAGUGGGGGUGGUCUGCCUCGCAGCCAGGCUCCUGGGUUGAGAUGGAGUUCGAUACCGAGUCGGGCUUUGAGGUGCUGCCAGGCACCAGCCCCGCGGCGGUGGCAGCAGCAGCAGCAGCGGCGGCGGCAGCAGUGGCGGCCCCUGCGCCUAACGGCAGCAGCGGCAAUGCCACUGUAGACGCAGCCGACCCGCGAGCGGAGGUCAGCUUGAGUUAUCUCAAGUCUUAUCGCGGCAUGGGCGUGGCGGAUGUGGCGUGUUUGUCGGGUUGCGCCUGCGAGGCGCAUGUGCUAGAUGGCACGUGGGCCGCCGAGGUGUCCCUGCAGCAGGUCCUGCAGUUCAGUGUCACGCGGCACAAGCGCUGCCGAGUGCGCAUCACAGUGGCGGAUCGGGCGGGGGUGGUGCCGCAGGAGGGCCACAAGGUGGUGCUGACGGGGCUCAUGGUGUCGCAGUUCUCUGUGCGGCUUACGACAUAUGAAAGUCAGGUGGGGGUGCUUCACAAGGCGACCAUCUGA